AUGCUCGCCGGGGGCCCCGCUGGCACGCUGGCGGCGGAGGAGAGGGAGCGGCGGCGGCGCAGGCGGCGCGACCCCCCGCAAGGGGCGCCAGCGCCAGCGCCAGACGCACGUAACACAACCGGCGGCGCGGGGCGUCGGCGGCGGGGCAGGGCGCGGCGGGGCGGGGACGGCGGCGGCGGCGGCGACGGACGCUGUGGCACGCAGACGAGCAGUCGAGCAACCAGCCGGGCGCCAGCGGGCGCCGGCCCCCCGGGCGUGGUGGCGCGCCCGCCGCGGGGCGCGCCGGGCCGGCGGGGCCGCGGCGACGGCCCGCCCUGGACCGUGUUCCUGGCGCUGGCCUGCAGUGAGUCGCAGGCGCCCGCGCUGUCGCGGGCCUUCAACCGCACCUUGGCCAACGCCACCAAGGCGAUGGGGCUGGACGGCGCGUACGGCGGCAACGUGACGCUGGCGCCGCUGCUGCUGCCGUUCCCCGAGGGCCGCGCCCUGCACGCACGCGCGCUGGAGCGCUCGUGUGCCGCGCUGGCGGCGGCGCGCCGCGUGGCGGCGCUGCUGCUGGUGGGCGGGUCGCCCGCCGCCGUGGGCAUGGCGCUGGCCGCGGGCGCCGCGGGCGUGCCCGUGCUCUGGGCCCGCGGCAGCGCGCUCGACCCGCCGGGCUUCGUCUACCAGAUUCUUUUCGUGAGGAAAAGAACCCUCUUGGAGGUUUCAUUUUAG
Messenger RNA from Gryllus bimaculatus (two-spotted cricket), 711 nucleotides. NCBI's taxonomy places the organism in Eukaryota, Metazoa, Arthropoda, Insecta, Orthoptera, Gryllidae. The record is from the annotation of a GenBank genome assembly.